AUGAGCAUACAGCGACUUGGCCUUGAUGCCAUGAGAGGCAUCGGACGACCAAGAGCCUUCUUCAAUAAGGGCAUCCCGAAGUUGGCUGCGGCCCGUCUGUUGUCCCAGCAAGCAAGAGAACGCCCAGCGAUUGUUCACCUGAACCAGAAACAAGGCCACGACAUUCUCGUCAAACAACGCCUCAACCGUCCCGUCACUCCAAACCUCACAAUCUAUAAAGUCGGACAAAUCUGGUUUAGUGCAUCAGCAUGGACUCGAAUAACAGGCCUCGCUGUAGGGGGUACAGCUUACCUGACUCUUUGCGCCCAUGCCGUGGCUCCUUACCUUGGAAUGGGAUUUGACUCUGCUGCUUUGGUAUCGGCUUUCGGCGCACUGCCUUUCGCUAUCAAGGCCGCAAUCAAAUUUGGCCUAUUGGGGUUUCCGUUUACAUAUCAUUUUGUCAAUGGUAUUAGACACUUGGUGUUUGAUCUGGGAUUUGGAUAUAAGAAGGCUCAGUUUAAGAAGUCAGAGGCAGCUACGUGGAUACUGAGUAUUCUUGGUGGUCUUGUCUUGGCCUUCUGGAUCUAG
Fusarium tjaetaba is the source of this 567-nucleotide messenger RNA. Its product is annotated as cytochrome b-large subunit. The coding region runs from base 1 to 567 and encodes 188 amino acids. NCBI's taxonomy places the organism in Eukaryota, Fungi, Ascomycota, Sordariomycetes, Hypocreales, Nectriaceae. Gene Ontology annotation, cellular component: membrane. Gene Ontology annotation, biological process: tricarboxylic acid cycle; mitochondrial electron transport, succinate to ubiquinone. Gene Ontology annotation, molecular function: electron transfer activity; succinate dehydrogenase activity. The record is from RefSeq and is a predicted model, not a curated record. The transcript is spliced from 3 exons.